Molecule: messenger RNA, 1698 nt
Organism: Ilyonectria robusta
Lineage: Eukaryota; Fungi; Ascomycota; Sordariomycetes; Hypocreales; Nectriaceae
Exons: 4
Source: RefSeq, a predicted model, not a curated record
AAGUUAGCAGCCUGAACAACCGAGCGCCACAGGAUAGUGGAGGGCUUGAAUGGACUGAGAUCUGGCGGCAGAUUUUCCUGCAGACGCGGUGUCAGGCUGGCUAAAUUAUUGGUCCUUACCAAGGGAGGUAAUCCUGGGGGCCAAAGAUACAAUGCCUGUUUCAGGCAGACGCUUGUCCCUCUCUCUCCCCUCUUGCCUUCUUUCUCAAUCAUCAAUCUAACGGCACCGGUGUCGUGAUGUGUUCGAUACUUUCCCGCUUGUUACCUUGACAAAAUCCAAGAUCGACCGGUUCGAUGACCCAGAACAAUACCACCGACGAACAAAUCCUAGGAUGGGUUGGCUCUAGCAACGACAGGGGGACCAUCGACAUUAUGUGGUCCUCCUGCAUCACCAUAAUCCUGUGCUGCUGGGUUUCGACAUACCCAAACGUUGGUUCGCCGAGCGAUAAAUGGUACCACAUUUUCUACGACAAGAUCAGCCUGGCGAUGAUCAGUAUUCUCGGUCCCGAUUUUCUGUUUGGUAUAGCUUUUGGACAGUGGUCUAGCGCUAGGAGGAGUGUCAAGACUUUUCAGAAAGACAAGCAUCUUUGCAACGGCGAAAAAUGGACAUACACUCACGCAUUCUUCAUCGACAUGGGAGGAAUUCAUCUCACUAGUCCCGAUUUCCAAGGCGGCUUCCCCAUCAAUGCCGAACAACUACACUAUCUGGUUUUGCAUAAACAUCUCGACUUCCCGGAUAUGGAGACGAUGGAGAUUUCAGAGAGAAACAGUCUUGAUAGACUUUCACGACUCAUUACUGUCUUCCAAGCCUUCUGGUUCGUCGUCACGGAGAUACAAAGAUACCACAUCGGUUUGCCAAUGACAACACUCGAGCUGACCGCGCUCUCAUUCACGUUCAUUAUGUUUUCGACAUCGAUACUGUGGUACGCGAAGCCAUCUAUCACGCAACCGCGUACCAUCAGCACCAAAGAGAACAAAACAAUCGCGGCAAUCCGCGAUUUUGCCAGGUCCAAUACGCACCCAAACAUGCCUGACACGUGGUAUCAGACACCAUUGGAAUUUAUCGGCGAAGAACGGUUUCGAAUCAAUGCUCACUGGCAGUACUAUGUCAAGGUGACACACAAACUACACCUCUGGAUUGUCUCCCGGCCCAUCAAAGUCCGCCCCUGGGACAGAUUCCCAUCAGACCUCUGGAUCUGCCCAGACCUGGUAUUCGCUCCGGUUGCAGCGGCUAUUUUAGUCGGUUUCAGCGUCUUGUUUCUCCCAGCAUGGAAUUUCCAUUUUCCGACACCUACCGAACAACUCCUGUGGAGAAUCUGUAGUACCUAUCAUGCAGUCUUCAGUCUCUAUGGUGGCGGUUACUAUUUAAUCGAAAUGUUCCGAAACCGCCGGCAAUUCCUGCGGCGAGUGCGGGGACCACCUCUGGAGCGUGCCAUCCCGCUUCAAGACCUGGAGUCUCAGAGGACUGUCCAAGUUGAUGAACAACCAAAUACAUUUCGAGAAAGGAUUUUGAGAAGCGUGGUGGAUUGGAUCAAAGAUUGCAGAAAUAUAUCUGAUGGCCGAGACCCAAACAUGGCUAUUCCGCUGCGGAUCUUGUUUCCAGUUUCUAUCACCUGUGCCCUCUAUGUCGCAUGUCGGUUUUAUAUAUAUUUUGAGGAUUUCUUUUCCCUGAGGGCACAACCAGCAGGAGUGUUUCUCU